Diplodia corticola is the source of this 339-nucleotide messenger RNA. Its product is annotated as dead deah box helicase protein. Bases 1 to 339 code for a protein of 112 amino acids. The transcript has 2 exons. NCBI's taxonomy places the organism in Eukaryota, Fungi, Ascomycota, Dothideomycetes, Botryosphaeriales, Botryosphaeriaceae. The record is from RefSeq and is a predicted model, not a curated record.
AUGGACUUCGUCAAGAACCUCACCGGCGGCGGCUCCUCCGAGGAGAAGAGCAAGCAGUCUGCCGAGCACUCCAGCAGCGGAAGCAGCGGCGGCGGCUUCAUGGACAAGAUGAACAGCAUGGCCGGUGGCGGCAAGGAGAGCGAGAAGAACGAGGAUCUGCUCGACAAGGGCGUCGACUUCGUGCAGGAGAAGUUCCUCGGCGCGGGCCCGCAGGACAACGAGAGCGCCGUCGAGCAGGCCAAGGACGAGCAGAUCUCCGACUUCAUCCGCGCCAAGUACAAGUCUACCACCGGCUCCGACUUCCCCAUCAAGGACAAGGAAAAGAAGUACGGCGCAUAG